Cutaneotrichosporon cavernicola is the source of this 876-nucleotide messenger RNA. RefSeq lists its product as uncharacterized. Bases 1 to 876 code for a protein of 291 amino acids. The record is from RefSeq and is a predicted model, not a curated record. Lineage: Eukaryota; Fungi; Basidiomycota; Tremellomycetes; Trichosporonales; Trichosporonaceae. The transcript is spliced from 2 exons.
AUGUCCUCCGAAAAAUACAUAAUCAUCACGGGCGGGACGAGCGGCAUGGGCCUCGAGGCCGCGCGUAUCCUCGCCGCCGACCCAACAUUGCACAUCACCGUUACGGGGCGGACGUCCCCCGGCGACCUUCCUUCAAAUGUCGAGUUCGUGAAAUGCGACCUAGCAGACCUGGAGGCAGUACGCGCCUUCUGUGCUUCUUGGACGAAGCCGUUGAGCGCCGUCAUCCUCAACGCGGGCGUGAUGAUGGUGGCCCUCUCGCACGUCGGUGAGCUCGAAACAACCUUUGCCAUCAACCAUGUCGGCAACGCGGCCUUGUUCUUCGGAAUCAAGUCCCACCUCCUCCCCGAUGCGCGCGUCAUCGUCGUGAGUUCCGAGCUGCAUAGCACCGAAGUCCGCGCCGGUCCUCAUUGGACAUCGGCCGCCGAGGUUGCGGUCGCAAACGUCCCCGAAAUGGAAGGCGGGAUGGUACGGUACGCCAACUCGAAGCUCGCCAACAUGUUCUUCUCCCAUGCGCUUUCGCGGCGCGCACCCGAGGGAUGGACCGUUAUUGCAUGGACGCCCGGCUUCGUGCCGUCGGGCGGAACACAGCUUUUCCGGGAUCGCGGCAUGCUUGCCACAGUGGGCAUGCCUAUCCUAGGAGCGGUUCUAGGCCUGGCAAGUUGGCUGGGACGCCCAACACCGUCGCUGUCCACUGUUCCGCGUAGUGGCAAGGCACUCGCCGAGCUCGUUACGGGUCCCGAGCAUAAGGGCGAAAAGGGCGUGUACUACCAGAUCGAGAACAAGGGGGAGUCGAGUGCCCAGAGUCGCGACAUCGCUCUCCAGGAUGACCUGUGGGAUUGGACUGUGCGCGAGCUUGGGGUCGACGGUACCUUGUAG